This is a messenger RNA of Periophthalmus magnuspinnatus, 3903 nucleotides long. Its product is annotated as contactin-associated protein-like 4. Lineage: Eukaryota; Metazoa; Chordata; Actinopteri; Gobiiformes; Gobiidae. The transcript is spliced from 24 exons. Gene Ontology annotation, molecular function: calcium ion binding. The record is from RefSeq and is a predicted model, not a curated record. Bases 1 to 3903 code for a protein of 1300 amino acids.
AUGGGCUUUGCGGUCGACGGAGGCUACACAGAGGAGUACCCUUCGUCGGCCGCAUACUUUGAACGGUACUUUGAAGUAUGCAACCAGGUGUGCGACAGCCCCCUAGUGGCCGCUCUGCCGUCCUCGUCCUUCAGAAGCUCGUCUCAGCUCAGCCCCAGCCAUGGACCAGUGUACGCCAAGGUCAACCGCAGAGAAGGAGCUGGGGGCUGGUCCCCUCUGGUCUCGGACUCGUACCAGUGGCUGGACGUGGAUUUGGGGAAGCGCACCUCCAUCAGCGCCGUGGCAACGCAGGGCAGGUACGGCAGCUCUGAUUGGCUCACGGCUUACCUGCUCAUGUUCAGUGACACGGGGCACAACUGGAGGCAGCACCGGCAGGAGGACAGCCUCGGGGCUCUCCCCGGGAACACUAACGCAGACUCGGUGGUGCAGUAUAAGCUGGAGCAGCCGGUGAUUGCGCGCUUCCUCCGGCUCAUCCCUCUGGACUGGAACCCCACGGGACGGAUCGGACUGCGGCUGGAAGUUUACGGCUGCCCGUACACGUCUGAUGUGGCCCGCUUUGAUGGAGGGAGCGCUCUGGUGUACAAACUCGCAGCCCGGCCGAGCUCCGCGGACACGGAGAGCGUCGCCUUCAAGUUCAAGUCCCUCCAGAACUCGGGGACGCUGCUCCACGCUGAAGGACGGGGGGAGCACGGCCUCACCCUGGUGCUGGAGAAAGGCCGACUGCUGCUCUACCACCGGCCAGCGGUGAGCUCCUUAUCCGCCGGUCAGCUUCUGGCCUCCGGGGGCAGUCUCCUGGACGAUGAGCACUGGCACUACGUGAGACUGGAGCGAGUGAAGAACCGUCUGAACGUGACGGUGGACAGCUCCACCCAGACUGUGCACCUGCCCGUGGAGCUCAGCCACUGGGACAUUCACCAGCUGAGCGUGGGUUCGGCGCAGACUCCCGGGCUCCAGAGACCCGUCCUGUCCAACAGAAACCUGAGCGGAUGUUUGGAGAACCUCAUCUACAACAACCUGAACCUCAUCGAACUCGCCAAGAAGAACAACCAGCAGGUCCACAUGCUCGGAAACGUCACCUUCUCCUGCUCUGAGUCGACCUCUGUCGCCGUGACGUUUAGCGACCCGCUCAGCUUCCUGUCGCUGUCGUUGCCGGGGUCGGGGCAGGUUGCCGUGGAGAUGCAGAUGCGGACGUGGAACAGGGCGGGGCUCCUGGUGACCUUUGCCCUCUCGGAGCUCGGGGGCGCGGUGUGGCUGUACGUGAGCGAGGCCAGGCUGAAGCUGUUGGUGCGGACGCAGCAGAGGAGCCUGGUGGAGCUGAGCGCAGGCUCCGGUCUGAGCGACGGACAGUGGCAUUCUCUGGUUCUGACCCUGAAUCUGGACAGCGUCAGUAUCUAUGUGGAUCAGAACACGGGAGCUACAGCGGCGCUCACAGCUCCUCUGUCUCUACGCACGAAUGAACAGCUCUACUUUGGAGGUUGCCCAUCAGAAGACAGCGCCCCCGAGUGUUCAAACCCCUUCGGUGCGUUCCAGGGCUGCGCGCGUCUGCUCUCAGUCAACGACCAGCCCGUCGACCUCAUCAAGGUGCAGCAAAGGCUUCUGGGAAACUACAGCCACCUCCAGAUCGACAUGUGUGGGAUCAUUGACCGGUGCUCUCCCAGUCUGUGUGAACACGGCUCCGUCUGCACUCAGUCCUGGAACAGCUUCCACUGCAACUGCUCCGACAGCGGCUACACCGGCGCCACCUGCCACAGCUCGUCGUUUGAGCAGUCAUGUGAGGCCUACAAACACCGAGGAAACACUACGGGACAUUACUACAUCGACCUGGACGGCAGCGGACCCGUCGGCCCCCUGCUGGUCUUCUGCAACAUGACAGACGACCGAGCCUGGAUGGUGGUUCAGCACAACAACACGGAGCUGACCCGCGUGAGCCCGUCUCCGUGGGAACCGCAGCACUCCGCCCACUUCGACUACGGCGCCGAGGAGGAGCAGCUCAUGGGCGUCAUCAACCAGUCAGAGCACUGCGAACAGGAACUGUCCUACUACUGCAGGAAGUCCCGCCUCCUCAACACCCCAGAUGGUUCUCCGUUCAGCUGGUGGGUGGGCGGUCCCGGAGCCGGCCAGGAGCAGUUGUUUUGGGGCGGAGCGGCGCCGGGGAGCAGACAGUGUUCAUGCGGACUUCAUCAGACCUGCCUGGACCCCUCCCACUACUGCAACUGCGACGCCGACCGGGACCACUGGACAAACGACUCCGGUGUGCUGACUCAGAAGGACACUCUCCCCGUGCGCUCGCUGCUCAUCGGAGACGUGCAGAGGGCGGAGUCUGAGGCCGCGUACAUGGUGGGACCCCUGCGCUGCCAUGGCGACCAAAACUUUUGGAACGCUGCGUAUUUCGACAAAGAGACGUCGUACCUUCACUUCCCCACGUUUCACGGAGAGCUGAACGCAGACAUCUCCUUCUUCUUCAAAACCACCGCUGCCUCCGGAGUGUUCCUGGAAAACCUGGGAAUCAAGGACUUCAUCCGGAUUGAGCUCAGAUCCCCCUCAGAGGUGGUGUUCUCGUUGGAUGUGGGGAACGGUCCACUGGAGGUCCUCGUCUCCACGGCGACGCCCCUGAACGACGACCGCUGGCACCGCGUCCGAGCGGAGAGGAACGUGAAGGAGGCCUCACUCAGGGUGGACCUGCACCCACAGAGCACCCACAGAGCACCCGCAGACGGACACCUCCACCUGCAGCUCAACAGCCAGCUCUUCAUAGGAGGCACAGCGUCGCGGCAGAAGGGUUUUCUGGGAUGCCUUCGCGCUCUGCAGCUGAACGGAGAGACUCUGGACCUGGAGCAGAGGGCCAGGAUGACGCCCGGGGUCAGAGCCGGGUGCCCGGGUCACUGCAGCACCUACGGGACCCUCUGCAAGAACCAGGGCCAAUGUGUGGAGAGGGACAGAGGCUUCUAUUGUCAGUGUUCAGCCUCUGCUUUUACUGGAGCCUUCUGCCACCAAGAGGUGUCGGCCAUCUUCCAGCCCUCCACGUCGCUGCUGUUUUCCCUCAGUGACCCGUUCGACUGGGGCAGUGAGUCCGAGGAGCAGAACUCACCUGGAGAGAACAUGUCUCUGAGCUUUAGGACCAGCCACAGCCCGAACAUGCUGCUCUACGUCGCCUCCUACAGACAGCACAUCGCCCUGCUCAUCAACAAACAGGAGGAGCUGGAGGUGCGGUACGCUCUGGACGGCGGCCGAGACACGCAGCUGUGGCGGAGCUCGGGAGCAGGGCUGUGCGAUGGACGACUCCACCGCGUGUCUGUGAACAGGACCAUGGACACACUGUUCAUUCAGAUCGACCAGGGCCACACGGAGAUCUUCAACCUCACACCGGGAGCGGAGCUGAGCAGCGCCGAGACUAUCGUCCUGGGCAGAGUUCACGAUGUGGAGGACUUGGACCCUGAGUUUGCGGCUGUUGCGUCUCGGGGCUUUAGUGGCUGUCUGUCUGCUGUUCGAUUCAACUCCAUCACUCCUCUGAAGGCUGCCCUGAUGACCUCUGACCCCGCCGUCACCGUCAGCGGCCCAUUGGUCCAUUCAAACUGCGCCUCCGCCUCCUCAGCCAAUCCCUACGCAGCAGAGACCACCCACUCCUUAUCUGACCAGCCGAGCUCAGUGGAUCCCGGUCAGCCUUUAGUCAACACCAUCAGAAGUGACUCGGCUCUCAUCGGAGGUGUAAUCGCCGUUGUGAUCUUCAUCGCCGUGGCAGCGCUGGUCGUCAUGGCGCGUUUCGUCUGUAGCCGUAAGGAAACGUACCGGACCCAACAAGUGAAAUCGUCCCAGUCUGAAGACGGACACGAAUUCCCCUUCAGCAGCAGCCAGGCCGACUCCCAAACAGCCCCCAACGAAAACCCCAACGAGUACUUCAUCUAG